AGGAAAAUACAACCGAUGUAGGGCCAGCUGAAAGAAGAUAAGACGGGGGUGAAAAUAAGAAGAAACAAAAAUCAACCCCCCAACAAUUACAAUAUGAGAAGAAAUAGGGUCCAGAUAAGAAACACUGGAAUAUCAGGACACAUCUCUAACAGCAAAAACACGACAAAAAUCAGGAACACGUAGGAAAAGAAAUACGAAAGAAUAAACAUCAGGUCGGCAGGAGCUAGCACGAGGGAAGCUAGAGAUGAAAACAGGGUCCGAGCUGAUUGGUCAAUGUAAAGAAGCAGAUUCCACAAAGAAUGGAAGAGGUCAAACCUUGAUGUCUCAGGUACAACGGCCACCGGUGCUGGUUGGAAUCCCCCUAGCGGUGGUCACUACAACAACUGACCAUACAAGUUUAACCGAUAGGCUAACUCCUAGUCUUUCGGCCGGAGAACCGUCUGCCAGCGCAGGGAAUGGAUCGGAUAGUAAUAGCACCCCGGGCCCACAAACGAGUCCCAAGGGCCGGGAUAGUCAUUCUAGGGAUAAAAUAUUCGUGUGUAGCGUUUGUAACCGUUGUUUUGGUUAUAAACACGUGCUUCAAAAUCACGAACGCACGCACACAGGCGAGAAGCCGUUCGAGUGUAAAGAAUGCCAUAAACGGUUCACUCGUGACCAUCAUCUCAAAACUCACAUGAGGCUACACACGGGGGAAAAACCCUAUCAUUGUACGCACUGUGAAAGGCAGUUUGUCCAAGUGGCCAAUUUACGUCGCCAUCUUCGCGUCCAUACGGGUGAGCGUCCUUACGCUUGUGAACUCUGUUCUUCGAAGUUUUCAGAUAGCAACCAACUGAAGGCCCAUAUGCUCAUUCAUAAAGGAGAAAAACCAUUCCAAUGCACAAAAUGUCUGGGUCACUUUCGCCGCAGACACCAUCUCGUGCAUCAUAAAUGUCCGAAAGACGAAAUGAACAUCGGUAAACCACGACGAGGUCGUCGUCCGAAAGCGUACGACCAGUUUCCAUUAGUCGUUCCACUGACCACCGAUCAACAACCUUUACUUCCAAGUACCGUUGCUGCCUCAAUCAUCUCGCCGGACCCUCUUGCUGCGGGAAGUAGCCACGAUCCUGGGCCGCCAGCAGUGCCUAGAACAGCAUCGCAAUCACGUCGCAAGCCUCGUCACACAAUACGGAUUCUAACGCCCCAGCAGAGAGAACUGUUCCUUCGAGACCAAGAAACAGUGCAGACCCAAGCGAUAGACAUGAGUAUCUCUCCUUCGGUGGACAAUCCAUUGGCCAUCCUCAUGCCUCGAACGUUUAAUUCACCCUCCAUUUAUGAAGGAGUUCUAGACCUCUCUAGUUCACGGAGUGAUUCGGAUGCAGAAGCCAUUGAAGAGGAAGGCGAGGAGUCCGAGAGUGAUAGUGAGGUUCCCAUACCUUGGAGAAAGGAAACGUUAACUUUUUAUCCGGAGGCUUACAGGUCGUGGCAGUUAAAGAGCGUUAAUGAAGUAGACAAAAGCGAGAAUGAACUGCAUGGAAAUCAAAUUGAAUAUGAAGACAGUUGUGUUGAACCUUUGGAACUGACAAAAGCUUCUUAGAAUACAAAAUUUUGUUCCUAUUUUUUGAAAGAACAUCGCUCCUAUAUAUAUAUAUAUAUAUCUGUUUUGUCGCGUUUAUAUUAAUAAGCUACCUCAAAAAAAAAAAAAAAUGGCGAUUUGGUAAUUGCCUACAAUUGCAGUGAAGCUCAGAAUUGGUGGGAGUUUGGAAUUAAGUUACUUUAAAAAGACAAAAAAAAAAGCUGUGGGGGUUCACAGAGUAUAUUUACUUGCAGCUUAAUUUGGUGAUACAAAAACAGUUCGUAUGUUACACAGAUAUUUAGGGAGAAAAUACUGAAAUAUCUUACGAUUAAGAUGCGUCUUCUAUUGACGAGUUACUAGAGAAGUCAUUUAGAAGAAGUAUCUGGCAUUCUGUUUUAAAAUAAAAAGGUAAAAAGCUUUACUGUAUCCAGUGGGAAUAAUCAAAUCGCUAUGAAUAUGAAAGCCAGAUCAAAUUACUGAGGCCCAAAGAGUUUUUCGUGUUAAAUAUUGUGAUAAGUUUUAAUUUCAUCAUUUAAUGUCCUUUAAAGGCUGAAAAAAAAACAACAACCAACAGCAACGUCGAAUCGGUUCUUAGUUGCUAUCACUAGGGUUGUAUCACUGUCUCAUUUAGUUUUUCGAACAGGACAGUAAUAUUAACCUGAAGCUACCUCGGAGCCACACAGUUCGUGGCCCAGCUGCUCAUUUGAUGAUGUUUAAAUCGUUUUUGUAGUCAGUACUUAGCUACCUCAUUCAAGUCAGUUAAUCAGUAUUUAAAGACUAUACGGUUUAAGACUUUUAAUAUUUAGAAAUUGAUAUACCACAUUCAUCUCCUCUGUAGCUUCUCGUAAAAAUGGAGAUGUUUAAAAUAGGGCAACGUAAGAGUUCGCUGUGUUUUAGUAAACGUUAUAGUUGACGGGUUUUUUUCCAAUCAAAUAAUGGUAUCACAGUGUCAGUCAUCGUGUUGACUUGUGUGGUAAAGAUUAUGUGUUAGAUUUGUGAGCUUGUCAGUGGUAUAUGAAACAUGUUUUUCCUGAGAAUAAUAUAUUAUGUAAUGUAUAGGGUGAAAACAUGUUACUUAAUGCCAAAAAAAAAUCAUAUAAUUGUAAAUAAUUUCUUCAGGUGAUAUUGAUGUCCACGUUUUUGCUUGGCCCCAUUCUGGUUGUUUGUAUUAUAGGAGAAUUAUAUAACCACCACAAGGGGGAGUGCUGGUUCAGAAUGAGACUAACCAACCGUAAUUACACGCGACAUUGCCGAAGCUCUAUUGCAACUGACUAUUUUCAUUUGUUAUCAGACGUAAAUUUAUGUUGACUUUUGUUAAAUACCUGACUUUGAAGAAAUAACAGAAGAACCCCCCAGUGGCACAGCGGUAUUGUCUGUGGACUUAACACCGCUAGAAACCGGGUUUCGAUACCCGUGGAGGGGAGAGCUUUGUGCUUAAUAACAAACAACAACCAUAACAGAAGAAAAAAAAACGUUGGCCAAAGUUAUUGUAGUUACACAAGAGUUGACUUCUGGUGGAAAAAAAAAAUAGUAAAGGUUAGUUCUUACUUUUACGGGUGCCUCAAAUAUAUUCUCAUAUAUAUAUAUAACUUUCUGUUGUUUUUUUUAAACUCAAUUUGAUCUAAAUCUAUCGUUUUAUUACCGUCGAAAGUUUGUUACUCUGUUAACACUCGUUUGUAAAUGCGCGAGUCACUGACUACUGAUAAUAUAUAUAUAUAUUUAACAUUUCCAAAUAAUCCGCCAAUACGUGAUUAUGAUAUUAAACUUGUAUCUAAAAAAAAAAAGCAAGUUUUAUUUGAUGCAAACCCACUACAAUAGAGAAGUGGGGGUAGUGGAAAGUUUCGUAUCAAGUCACGUUGGUAGAACUAGCCCCUGGCGGAGUAUUUUAGAACUUCGGUAUGGAUUUGAAAAAAGUAUGAUCGAUUUUUUUGUGUGUGCGUGUGUGUAUUUUAUUUUCUUUUCCUUCUCUACGUGAACGACCGUAGUGGUGGGGGUGGUGGUGGAAGAGAGUGGGGUUUGAGAUACGGGGAAGUGCGUUAAAUGUGCGUAUCUCUACCCAAACGAUUACAUCACGAACCUAAGUUGUGUUUCUGAAAUUGAUUAUUAUUUUUAAAACUGAAGGAUGUGUUUUUUGUUUUUUUUGCUAUUCUUUAGGAAAAUAUCGGUUCCGAAAUAGGCUUUAAUCUAUAUAAUUUUCAUAACUCAAGCCGAAUAAGAACAAGAACAUAUGUAUUCGUAGUUAAUGAACGUAGAGUUGUUCAUCAUAAAUGGUGGUUAGGGUGCUCGACUCGCAAUCAGAGGGGCGCGGGUUCGAAUCCCCGUCACACCAAACAUG
This is a messenger RNA of Limulus polyphemus (Atlantic horseshoe crab), 3887 nucleotides long. Its product is annotated as zinc finger protein 467-like. Bases 245 to 1573 code for a protein of 442 amino acids. The record is from RefSeq and is a predicted model, not a curated record. The transcript is spliced from 3 exons. NCBI's taxonomy places the organism in Eukaryota, Metazoa, Arthropoda, Merostomata, Xiphosura, Limulidae.